AGGUGUUGGAGGAAGCCGCGGCAGCAGCUACAACCCUCACUGCACCCAUUACUGCAAAUACAGGCGUGCCACAAUGGAUGCUCUCUCUGAAGCAAACAAUGCCUUUGCCUUGGAUGUUUUUAAAAAAAUUGGUGAAAAUAGCUCACAGAAUGUGUUUUAUUCUCCUCUGAGCCUCUACUGUGCCCUGUCUAUGGUCUUAGAUGGGGCCAAGGGAAAUACUGCUACACAGAUACAAAAGGUUCUUUCUUUAAACAAAGGUAUAGAUAUCCACCAAAGUUUGCAGUCCUUUCUUGGAGAAGUUAAUAAAUCUGGUUCUCAGGGCCUGCUAAAAAUUGCCAACCGACUCUUUGGAGAAAAGACUUAUGAUUUUCAUUCAUCUUUCAAGGAUUGUUGUCAGAAAUUCUACCAUUCAGAUAUGGAAGAACUGGACUUUGCUCAUGAUUCUGAAGGAGCAAGAAAACACAUCAAUAAGUGGGUAGAAGAAAAAACAGAAGGUAAGAUUGCAGAACUUCUAUCUAAAGAUACCAUUUCUCCAAUGACCUGUCUGGUACUUAUGAAUGCUAUCUACUUCAAUGGAAACUGGAAAAAACAAUUUGACAAAGAAAAGACCACCGAAAAGGUGUUCAAAAUCAGCAAGGAGAAGCAGAAACCAGUACAAAUGAUGUAUCAGAAAUCUACAUUUCGUAUGACUUACAUAGGAGAAGUGUUUACCAAGAUCUUAGUUAUGCCUUAUACUGGAGAACGAGUGAGCAUGGCCAUUUUGCUUCCGGAUGAGGACAGGGAUAUAAAAAUGUUGGAAGAAGCACUUACUUCUGAGAAAUUAGCAGAUUGGCUAAAUCCAGACAUGAUGGACCAGACUGAGGUAGAAGUUUAUCUUCCCAGAUUUAAAUUGGAGGAGAAUUUAGACAUGGAAUCCAUUCUUAAAAAAUUGGGGAUGUCGGAUGCAUUUGAUCAAAGCAUGGCUGACUUUUCUGGGAUGUCAACCAGGAAGGACCUAUAUCUAUCCAAGGUUAUGCACAAGGCUCAUGUGGAAGUUAAUGAAGAAGGCACAGAGGCAGCUUGUGCCACUGCAGCAGUCAUGAUGAAUCGAUGUGCAAGAAUUACUCCAAAAUUUGUGGCUAACCAUCCUUUCCUUUUUGUUAUCAUUGACGAAAAGUCAAAAAACACUUGGUUUUUUGGUAAAGUCACUUCUCCAUAAAGAGAUCAUUACUCUUUAUAGUCUACCCUCAUGCCACUUGCCUCUUUUUACCUAAACUCUGAUGUACCUAUGAUCCAAAGUAUCCUUGUCAAUAUGAUGGUUAUAAUUCAGAAAUAAAAUUCUUGAUUG
Gracilinanus agilis (Agile Gracile Mouse Opossum) is the source of this 1327-nucleotide messenger RNA. RefSeq names its product serpin B6-like. The transcript has 7 exons. Bases 74 to 1198 code for a protein of 374 amino acids. Gene Ontology annotation, cellular component: cytoplasm. Gene Ontology annotation, molecular function: serine-type endopeptidase inhibitor activity. Gene Ontology annotation, biological process: negative regulation of endopeptidase activity. The record is from RefSeq and is a predicted model, not a curated record. Lineage: Eukaryota; Metazoa; Chordata; Mammalia; Didelphimorphia; Didelphidae.